ACACAAUUUUUUCCUACGUAAAUUUUGACUUAAAUGCAUAUAAUGGUGAAUUAAAAGAGGGUAUAUUUAAGGAUUAUUUGUUUCGCAAAAAACGAUUGAAAUAUAAAUCAAACUAAUCCGGAAAUAUAUAAGGCAACAAAAUGCAUUUUCUUUUUAAUUACAUUCUGAUUAUAUUAUUCAUAAUCCAAAACUAAUAUUUUAUGUAGGAAAAAGUUUUUAUAUCGUAGUUAUACUGCUACUUAAAUAGGCAUUAAUUAUACUUAAGGCCCGGGCUUUUUGUCGCCCAUGAAAAGUAUCUGUCAAACAAAACAGUCCGCCUGGCAUUUGUAAUUAGGAAUCAAAGAAAAUCGCGCGAAACACGAGCCGUUUAAUCUGCAAAGUCGAUGUAAGAAAAAGAGCCGCUUUCAGUGCGAUAUCUGUUUCAAAGGAAACCCGAUACUCCACGGUAUACAUUAAUACGAAAAUUCUUUCAGAUAAAUAUUAAGAAAAUUAUAAGAUGCUAAUAAAUUUGGCAUAUCAGUUCAUCUUUUGUCCCAGCAGUAAAGACAUGUUAAAAGUUAGGGGUAUUUUGUGUAUUAAUCAUAUUAGCUUUUAACUCCCUAUUUAUACGCAUUCAUUUACAGGUUAAGCUAAAGAAAACAAGUUUUAUACCUUCCUUGGGAAAUUUCUUUAUUACGAAACAGCCGUGUUGAAGAAUAUUAAUGGCACAAUUAUUUUAUUAUGAAUAUAAUGAAUAAAAUAUUUGAUAUAAAAAUUACACAGGAAUUAAUGAGAUGAUAACGUUAUAAAAGAAUGAACAUAUUUUCGGGUAAUAUCUAGGCUAUGUGUAUUCCUAUUUUAUGUCCCUAUUGAAAUUUUAAUCAUGUCUAUAUGUGCACUUUGUCUGUGAUUACAGUCUCAUCAUUCAAACUAAUCUGGCUGUCUGAUCGAGGGAAACAGUUUAACUACUUUAUUCAGCAUUAUUUUUAUCUUGUCGUUGACUUUUGGAUGACUUAGUGAAAUGCUGAAGAUAUGAUUUCUCUCAGCCGCAAGUAGCCUUCCUUCGUAUACAUGUGUUAAUUAAGGUAGCGUGUUCUGUUUUAAAAAAAAAAAGUUUGUUUUUACAAAUCGAAAAGAUCAUAGAAGAACGGGAAUGUGGAUUAAACAAUUUAGGAAAAACCAUGUGCAGAUGAAAGUCAUUUGUCACUAAAAUAUGAAAAACCUCGGUCAGUCUUUUCGUUUUGAACACACAAAGAGGGGUACAGUAUUUGAGGUUUUAGAAUUGAAGGGCGCAUGCAUUAGAGAAAGUCGGAUGUGAGAGAACUUAUAAACUCUGUAACUGUAGAUAAUAUUUGAAUUUUUGUCAUAGAAUGUAAAGUUGGUUAAUACUCAGACAUCUUUUCAAAUCUGUCAAACUGCCAUGUGUGCUGUUUGACAUCUAUUUAGUUUUAGAUUCAUGUGGCUCGUCCAUGUUCGAGUGGAAGGGGUAUAAAUCAGUGCAGAACAAAAAUAUUACGGUUAGUAAAUGAAGAGUUAAGUCCCAUUUCUGGUAUUAGAACAAAACUUCACAAUAAUAAAUGGAUAAAAACACAACUAACAUGUUUUCUGUACAACGUUUCAGCCAGAUUCACACAAAAUCAAUCGACUGAACGUAGCAUAUUCAUAAUGUUAACAUUUUGUCAGUCUUGUAAUAAUUCUGAAUUAUAAAAAAAAUACUUAUAUAAUUAAAUCGUACUGAAAACAUGCAUUUAUUUUCGUUCAUUUUUUCGAAGUGCCUGAAUCAAAACCUGUGAUUUAAAGUUUUUAUACUACAAAUAUAGGUAGAUUUAUCUUUAAAAUAAAUAUAGCUUUUUGAUAAUAUUGUAAAUUCUAUUGAAUUUUAAUCAUUACACUAUCAGAAUACCCUGAUAACUUUAUGCAAAUUACAAAUAAACUGUACACUAAAUGUUUAUUUUUCACUUUUAAUUUUAGUAAAGCUAUGUUAAAGCACUUUAUUAAUUUAUCUUAAAAUAUUGGUAUUUAUCCGCAACACAUACCAGACCAUAGCGUGUGUGACAGUUUCGGGGAAUAUUACCGUGUAAAUUCAGUGAUCUUUUCUGCAUGGAGUACUGAAAUUUAGUAUUGAUCAAUUACAGAACUACGACAUUUACAUUUUUAUAUUCAAAUUUUCUCAAAUGCCCGGGUUUUUAGUUGGUGUCGGUAAAGCAGGAGAUGUGGCAGAACGGUCGCCGGCGGUCAUAUCAGCCAACCUGAAGGAAGACAUGUUGUUGCAGAAGAAAUUAGUGAUUUUAAACAGGUCAGAGAGAAGUGUAGUACAUCAGAUAAAAGUUGAUCAAAAAGUUAUGUACAAGAGGUUCCAGGCUCGUUUAACAUGUUCAAAGCUUGCGCAUGCGCGGCUUAUGGGACAAAGAGAACUGCAAAUGCAACUGAGAGCUAAAACACUCGGUACUUUGAAUACUGAUAUCGCCGGCAAUUCUGAUGAAGACUACGCGUUUCUUGUGAAGCUAGAGCAGAGACCUUGUACCACGAGCUCGUUUUCACCCAGGAGUGAGUACAAACCUCCACCUUUGAAACAGAAUAUACAGCCGAAACCGGAGUCAAAACUGGAGGAACCAUCUAAACAGGCUACAAAACUUAAUAACGGGCGUUCCUCAUCUGCUAAAGCAAGAUGUCGUGAGAAUAAUGUAACCGGAGAAAAAACUAAAGGAAGCAACAUUAUACGACCAUGUGGUGAACGAGCUGUUACAUUACGUCCAGCAACAACACUGGGGACAAGGGUUGAGGACGAUUUCAACCGCCACCAGCAGGACGUGGCAGCACAUGAAAAGGAAAGUUACAGCAGUAGUGGUGGUAACGACGAAGAAAAAGACAUUGGUAUCAGUGAAUCUUUAUCAAGUACCAGAAUUUAUAAGCAAGAUGGGGGUAACAAAAAUGACUCUAGUGACAAAAAUAGCGAGACUUCAGAUGUUAACGGUGGAAAAUCGAAGUACAAACCAAAUGUUGCAUUCCUUGAAAAUUUAGAUUUCGGAGAUGCUCGUCCAAAGACUGCUGCUGAUUUAACACAGUGGGAUAACUCUAUUCCGUCAUCCCCAACAUCACCUAAACAACUUAGUCGUCGAGCAAGUCGAGCAGCCGACUUCUUCCAAGCGGAAGAGAAAGUAGACUUAGUCGCACUUAGACUUCAAGAGGCCAAGACGCUCGAUUUCACUGAUAAUGUUCAUCAAUUUUGUAAGGAACUAGAAGAAAUGAAAUGUGCACACACAAGCCCGGAUGUUGAUUAUUAUUCAAUGAGGCUUCAGCUUGCGUUUGACCAGGUCCAUUCUAAACCACUGGUUGAGGUACCUGGGACCCCGGACGAUGAAAACAAACGGUCUAUGGGAGAUGUGUUCGUCAAAAGUUUAACCUUGCCACCAAUUAACUUUUAUGAUAAUUAGCUUGAAGAAA
Mercenaria mercenaria is the source of this 3423-nucleotide messenger RNA. RefSeq lists its product as uncharacterized. NCBI's taxonomy places the organism in Eukaryota, Metazoa, Mollusca, Bivalvia, Venerida, Veneridae. The record is from RefSeq and is a predicted model, not a curated record. The coding region runs from base 2154 to 3413 and encodes 419 amino acids. The transcript has a single exon.